This is a messenger RNA of Penaeus indicus, 3310 nucleotides long. RefSeq names its product RNA polymerase II-associated protein 1-like. NCBI's taxonomy places the organism in Eukaryota, Metazoa, Arthropoda, Malacostraca, Decapoda, Penaeidae. Gene Ontology annotation, biological process: transcription by RNA polymerase II. The transcript is spliced from 7 exons. The coding region runs from base 24 to 1718 and encodes 564 amino acids. The record is from RefSeq and is a predicted model, not a curated record.
UGAGGUUUUCGGAGGAUGUGGAGAUGGAGACAAAGGGGACGUCACCAAGUACAGGUCCUGAUGAUUCCAAUGUCAGUGAGAAUGAGCUUCCCAUUCCCCCAUCUGAGGCUAAGAAGUGGGUCCACAUGGAUAAGGUGGAUUUAGAGAAGCUCAAGUGGAUGACAGAUAUGCCUAAGCCAAAGCCCCUAAAGAAUAAUGAAGGAUUUGUUGCAAGAUUCAACUUUGAAGGCGAUAUCUUGCCUUAUGACGCAGAUGUUUCGUACCGUGAAGCAUUGCACCAUCAUGGAGAAGAGCCAGGGCGUGCUGGAUACACCCUUGAUGAGCUCUUCAUACUUAUCCGCUCUAAAGUGUUGCAGCAACGACACAUAGGCCUCCGCACCCUGGCCAAUAUACUGAGGAAUGCAAAAGAAGGCUUAUAUGAUACAGCUGUGAAUCCCCCUAUUAUACAAUUAGUGGUAGAGGCUGGCGUAGUACUCCUCCUUCGCUUCGCCCUCGAUGAAUCUUCACACCACGUGUAUGGGGAAGCUGUGCGGGGCCUCUAUUACCUCAUAGCCAGUGAACCGGACGAGCGGUGUUUGGCCAUGGUCCAACCUUGGGCUCCUGCUGGCCUUGAACCAGGGGUGUCUAGUAAUAUCCAUGCGAGUGAGAAGUCUCGUAAAGAACUGGAUGAAGAAGAAAAGGAACUAAAGGACAUUGAGGUGAUUAAACUUGACAUUAUCCGUGCUCUUAUCAGAAUGGACACCCACAUCAGACUCAGGUACAUCCUGGAGACUGUUAAGCCAAAUCCAGACACCGUAAUCUACACACUAGGCAUCAUGACUCGCAUUGUCCGCCACUCACUCACAGCUGCAUGGAAGGUGGUCCAAACUCCCCGCCUUCUGUCAGUAAUACUGGAAAAUUUCCUCCCACACAACUUGUCUCCAUUGCUCACUGGUGAAAAUGUCUCUUCAAUGUCUUCUGUGUAUGGGGUCCCUCUCAAGCAGGCUCUUCAUCUUUUAAGGGUCUUAGCAGCAAGAGGUCGUCAGCUGGCAGCAGUUCUGGUCAAUACUCAUGAUGUGAUGGGACGGAUCCUCACCUAUGUAUCCUUGGAGCCCAGUGAGGUGGCCAUACCCCUCCAAGAGGCCCUUUCCCUCAGUCAAGAAGCAUAUGCCAUGUGGGCCACUCUCCUGGCAUAUGGACUGUCUAAAGCAGAGGAAGCCAUUGCUAACUUCUAUCCACUCAUUGUGAAACAGUUAGUGUUCUAUAGAGAUAAAGUUCCCAUCAAUGAAGAGACUGAGAAGAAUAAAUUCAACUAUGAUGUUGGUGCACAACUGAUCAAUAGUCUGACCCGUGCUUUGAACGUGGCUGCCUCACAGACUUUGCUCAGUAGUAGAAUGAAGCUGAACCAGGGGACAGUCAUAGGUGCCAGUGGAAAGGCAGAAGUUUUGCCUCCUCCAUCUCUUUCCUGGGAUGACCUCAGUGAUAUCCCACAGCUGAUAGAGACAUGCCUGAAGAAGUGGCUGGUUCAACUUGAACGAACUGGUCAAACAAGUUUCUCAGCACUCCGUCUGUUGGGCAGUUGCUGCAGUUUCUUAGAAGCCUACUAUCUGAAGUGGAAAGAUCAGAGUUCGUACAGUGGAGAGAAAUGUAAUCAAAAGCUUCAGAAAUUGCAUGAUGAAGUUAUUCUCCCCUUCCUAAAUUCUACUUGUUUUAGCAAUUUAGUGAGCAGCCCUCCCUAAACAUUCAUCUCUUAUCUGUGAUUAUCAGGUUGGUACAAAACGGGACCCAGUCAACCUUGGUUCUCUUGGUUGUGUGACACAUGGAGGAAAAAUUGUACCUGUUGUACAGAUUACAUCCCCAUUUCCUUUACUUCUUCCAUUAUCAUCUCUUUUAGUUAUCUUUCAUUCCCUUCAUCCAUUCCUUGAUGCACAAGGAACCAAAUUCUUGGAUUUGCCUGAACUUUCCUCAUAUUUCCAAAAGGUAUGUUGUUCUCAUCAGCAGUUAUCAGAACAUUGGCUAACAAGAGUGGAGGUUCAUAUGAUUUCCAAUCUUUUACAUUUAGCAGCUUUAAAAGGUUGCACUGAAACCAGUAUAUUUCAUGAAACAGCAAUGUGCAUCAUGGCCUGCAUUCAGAAAGGUGAUGAACACCUAAUAGAAAAAUUGUUGAGCAAUGUAAUCUGUUCUCCAGAAUUUACAUCUGAUUUAUGUGAGAUGAGCUCACAGGUUGAUAAUUUAGCACUGAAUGAUUAUGAGCCUCUUAUCUCCCCAGCAAAGGUUCAGCCAGUUUUGUCACCAAGGCAGUUGACAGAAAGAAUAUUCAAUUCUUUAGUUUCCAUUUGCAGUGAACUAGUAGGUUCCUUGGCCAGUAAAAGAGAAUAUGAGGCAAGCAAGGUUUUGAGAAACGGCAUUCAUUUUGCAACCAAUGGCAUCACAAUAGAUCAGACAGAGACACCAUUGGCUCUUGGCAAAUGUUGGCCACUUGAACCAAUCAAAUAUGUAUACAAGACUUCCAGGACACAACCUCCAAAAACUGAUGACCUUCCUAAGAAAUUCUCAAGUGACCAGUCAUCCCCAGAGGACAUUUUAACCGUCACAAGGUGCUUGCAGAUGGCAUACCUUGGCAUCAAGUACCGAAGAAAGAGUAUCUUGCAAUCCACAGACAUCAGUUCAUGGUUGCAGCAUCUCUCAUUAGUGUUCCUUGUAGCCAGUGAUAUUUUCCUUGAUGCAGAUGUAGGUUCCUAUCUCCAAGGUACAGUAAUAGAAUUACUACGCAAUGGAGGAUAUGCUGAGCUUGACCCAAAGCUUACUAUUGAAGGUUUUAAUUCAAGCAUUAGUUGGUAUAAAGAACUUCUUGAGCAGUUUCUUGCAGUAUCAUAUGGUGACUCCACUUUUGCCCUCUUUCUCCUUAUCCCCAUUCAACAGUAUUGGCCCAUUGAAUAUCGUAAGGAACUCUGGGGUGACAUGUCUGAUGCACUGACCUUCUUCCGUCUCACUCCACGGCAAGUUGAACAGUUCAUUCCAAUGAAGCAGUUCCUUGAGCCAAGAGAAGAUGAUGAAGGUCUCAUUAUCAAAUACAGGUCAAACCUUGGUAGUGCUAAUGUUACUGAAGCAAGAAAUUCAUUUCUAUUCACUAUUGCAUCUCAUCAUAUCAGGUCCCACAUAAAGAAAAGACAAACCUAAUGUCAGCAACUAGUAAAUGUCAGAUUACUUUUUUCCUCAUUGAAAUUAGUAAGACUGUAUCUCAUUGGUAACUUAUAUUUUUCUAUUAUGUAAUUUCAAGUUUGUCCAUAAUUUGUAAUUUAGAGAUGGUGCAGUAAAUGAAUAUGGAUAU